Molecule: messenger RNA, 2409 nt
Organism: Oncorhynchus mykiss (rainbow trout)
Lineage: Eukaryota; Metazoa; Chordata; Actinopteri; Salmoniformes; Salmonidae
Source: RefSeq, a predicted model, not a curated record
AUUCAAACCGGCACGCUGCAGUGUCAGUGUGUGUGAGCAAGGGUGUGUUAGCUGUUCUGUUGACGGUAUAGUGUGUUAGCUGUUCUGUUGACGGUAUAGUGUGUUAGCUGUUCUGUUGACGGUACAGUGUGUUAGCUGUUCUGUUAACGGUACAGUGUGCUAGCUGUUCUGUUGACGGUAUAGUGUGUUAGCUGUUCUGUUGACGGUACAGUGUGUUAGCUGUUCUGUUAACGGUACAGUGUGCUAGCUGUUCUGUUGACGGUAUAGUGUGUUAGCUGUUCUGUUGACGGUACAGUGUGUUAGCUGUUCUGUUGACGGUAUAGUGUGUUAGCUGUUCUGUUGACGGUAUAGUGUGUUAGCUGUUCUGUUGACGGUAUAGUGUGUUAGCUGUUCUGUUGACGGUACAGUGUGUUAGCUGUUCUGUUGACGGUUCAGUGCUGGAGCGCUGGUGUAGUGUGUUCGUCGCUGGUCUUCUUCUAUCAAAAUUUCUGUGGAUUGUAAUUGGAGGAAUACUGUUUGGGCUGGACCUAUUGGACUGUGUGUGUGUGUUCGGACCUGGCAUACACACGUGUGUGUGUGUGUGUAUGAACGAUCUAUAUUGUGACUGAACAACACGUGUGUAUGAACGAUCUAUAGUGUGACUGAACAACACACGUGCAGACGGUAAUUGUUAGGAGGGUGUGGAUUACCCGUGUCUGGGCAGUGUGUGUGGAUGUCUGUGGCAGUGGAAUCAGGAAUGGACAGCACACUUCAGAGGAGAGGAGAGAGCCCCCCUGCAAUGGACUUCACGAACGGCGAGGCCCGACUGGGCCCUCCCAUCAUCAUGUGUACCCGUCCAUACCCAGACUGCAGUGUGGAGCAGGGGGAGUGUUGUGACAUGGACAGCACCAAUGAGAGCGGUGUGGGCUCUGACACCUCUGACGGGGGGCGGAGCAAUGAGAAGGAGGAGGGGCUAGGUGGACUGUUCAACAAUUCUGGCCAGCUGAUUGGCUCUGCUUCUGCGUCCGUCUUCUCGGGGGAGGAACAGUUUGAGGACUACGGAGAGGGGGAGGACGUGGACUACACUCCCAGCAGCCCUUGCCCCGACGAUGACGCUCGCACCAACGGCUUCUCAGACCUCGGCUCCUCCCUGCCCUCCAGUGCUGGUCAGACCCCUCUGAAGAUGUGUCACCUGUACAACAGUGAUGUGUUGGAUGUCUAUUGUUCUCAGUGCUAUAAGAAGGUUAACCUGCUCAACGACCUGGAGGCCAGGCUCAACAACCUCAGAGCCAACAGCCCCAACAGAAAGAUAUCCAGCACUGCCUUUGGACGUCAGUUGUUCCAACACAACCACAGUGCUUUUAGCAGCAGUCAGGGAAGCACAGAGGACCUGUUCAGAGACUCCAUCGACUCUUGUGAUGUGGACAUUACUGAGAAGGUGAGUUACCUGGAGAAGAAGGUGACCGAGCUGGAGAAUGACAGUCUGGCUAAUGGAGACCUCAAGUGUAAACUCAAACAGGGCAACACACAGCUAGUACACAGGGUUCAUGAGCUGGAGGAGCAGCUGAAGGAUCAGGAGAGCAGAGCAGAUCAGACCCUGGAGGAAGAGACACAUAGACACAGAGAGACCUACUGCAAGAUGGAGAGAGACAAGAACACGGACAUAGAGCUGCUCAGUAACAGAGUUCAGCAGCUGGAGGAGGAGAAUGGGGAGAUGAAACUAAACGUGUGUAAACUGAAGUCUCAGACUGAGAAACUAGACCAGGAGAAGCAGCGUAUGACAGACCGGUUAGAGGACACCAGUCUGAGGCUGAAGGAUGAGAUGGACCUCUACAGGAAGAUGAUGGACAAGCUGUGGCAGAACAGACAUGAAUUCCAGAAGGAGAGAGAGGCCAUGCAAGAGUUGAUAGAGGACCUGCGUCGGGAGUUGGAGCACCUGCAGCUGUUUAAGCUGGGUUCAGAGGCGGGGCAGGGGGCGGGGCUAUCAGAAUACAACGCCAAGACACGGGAAAUAGAGAUGGAGCAUGAGGUCAAGAGACUCAAACAGGAGAACUUUAAGCUGCGGGACCAGAACGAUGACCUGAACAGUCAGAUCCUCAGUCUGAGUCUGUAUGAAGCUAAGAACCUGUUUGCCUGCCACACCAAGGCCCAGUCACUGGCUGCUGAGAUCGACAACGCUUCUAGGGACGAGUUGGUGGAUGCUCUGAAGGAACAGGAGUGUGUUAACCUACGUCUGAGACAGUAUAUGGAUAAAAUCAUCUUGGCCAUUCUGGACCACAACCCCUCUAUCCUGGAGAUCAAGAGUAACAGUUAAACACACACACACACACACACACACACUCACACACACACACACACACACACACACACACACACACACACACACACACACACACACACACACACACACACACACACACACACACACAC